AUGCAAACCCGUGCACCUUGGGAAGAAUUACCCCAGGCACCAGUGCCGACUGGAGGCCGACCAGCUGGAAAGCAGCUUUGUGGAGAGAGAGACCUGGGGGUGCUGGUGGACACCAAGUUGAACAUAAGCCAGAAACAGGCCCUUGCAGCAAAGGCGUCCAACAGCACCCUGGGCUGUAUUAGGAGGAGUGUUACCAGCAAGUUGAGGCAGAUUGGUACUGAUGUUUCUUGCCCAUGUACUGCUUUCAUCUUUCAGGUUACAUCUUUUCGAGGAGUGGCUGUUCGCAGCCUCUGCACAUCCUCCCCUCAUGAACACCCAGAACAUGGAAGAUUAGUUUAUAAAGGAAAUUUGGCGAAGGCAGUAUUAGGUGUGAGGUUUUUCUCUUAUUCCACCAGCAUAUUCAACCUGUUCAUGAUGCCCUACAUCAUGCUCAAAACUGGUAUUGGAUUUGAAAGCCUGUUUAUACAAGCUGCCUUUUAUGGGUUGAUCGGGUUUUUUACAUUUGUAACACCGGUUACUUUGCAUGUCCUUACAAAAGGCUAUGUGAUUCGACUCUAUUACAAAGAUGAAGUGGACACAUAUACAGCCAUUACAUACAAUGCAAUCUUGGCAGAAAAAGCAACUGUUUUCCAUCAGAAAGAUGUAAAGAUUCCAGACAUCACCAAGAUGUUUACAACAUUUUAUGCUAAAACAAAAUCAAUGCUUGUUAAUCCUUCACUUUUCCCGAAUCCUCAGGAUUAUAACCAUCUCAUGGGCUAUGACAAAUCCUUUUAUUUUAACUUAGAGGAGGAGAACGAAGCUGAUGAAAGGAAAUAAUUUGAAGAUAAUGAAUGUCACUAUCAUUGUUCGUGGUGCAGUGAUAUACAUGUGAAAGAAUGUAAAAUUCUAU
Molecule: messenger RNA, 889 nt
Organism: Nipponia nippon (crested ibis)
Lineage: Eukaryota; Metazoa; Chordata; Aves; Pelecaniformes; Threskiornithidae
Source: RefSeq, a predicted model, not a curated record